CGACGAAAGCACGGUUCGGAAAGGACGCGAGGAAUUUUGAUCCGGCGAUAAAUAUGCAGCGCGAUGGCACCGACCUGUCAAUGUGAAAUAUUUCCCGGCCCAGUCAGUUUGGCAACGCGGACACGUCGCUACGCGUCGCGUGCCUUAUGGCAGAGCUUGGUGCAGCGCGGCCCACGGACCUAGGCGUCCUAACCUCGCCUGGGCUUGCCUCGGAGCCACUGAGCCGGGCUCGUGGAUGCAGCAGCCUCUCCGUUGGGCUUAGAGAGACACUGGGCAACUUAACCUCACUUCUGAGCCUCUCAACGUGGGACCUGUUGAUGCAACGCAGCAGCCUCGCAGACACUCGGGCAUAUGGAGACACAGUCCAACUUUACUGCACUCCUCUGGACGGCGUCCUGCUAAAGAUUGUCCUCCAUCAUGCGCGGCUUCGGCUACGCCAUGGAGACGCACUUCGUGACGACGCAGGACGGCUACCGACUGUGCCUGGAGCGCGCCGCCAACCCGGGCCGGCAGCCCGUCUUCGUGGCGCACGGCAUGCAGACGGGCUCCCCCGCCUUCGUGAUGCUGGGUCGCGGCAAGGCCCUGGUGCCCAUGCUCCACGACGCGGGCUUCGACGUGUGGAUGAUCAACUUCCGCGGCACCCACUACUCGCAGGGGCACAACAAGUACAGCACGCAGGACGAGGAGUUUUGGAACUUCAGCUGGCACGAGCACGGCGUGUUCGACAACCCGGCCGCCAUCGACUACGUGUUGGCGCGGACCCGCUUCCCGUCCGUCAUGUACGCGGGCCACUCCAUGGGCUCCACGUCCUUCAUGGUGAUGGCGGCGGUGCGGCCCGAGUACCAGCGCAAGGUGCGCGCCGCCUUCCUCUUGGCGCCGGCCGGGCCGCUGCACCGCCACACCAGCCCCGUGGUCGGCCUGCUGUACGCCCUCAACAACGUGACGCAGCCCCUGGUGGAGACCCUGGGCCUGCGCCGCACCAUGCUGCCCACGUACCGCGUGCUCCGGCGCGCCAUCAAACUGCUCCUGCCCGUGGCGAGACCCUUCCUCUACAUGUUCACCUACGCCAUCGUGGGCUACAAGCACAACGAGAGCUACUACGAGACGCCACACUUCUGGGACACCAUCCCGAGCGGCGGCUCCUGGGGCGAGGUCUUCCACUACGUGCAGAACGCCAACUACGACUCCCAGGGCUUCCGGCAGUACGACCACGGCCCCAAGAGGAACCGCGAGCUGUACGGCACGCCGGAGCCCCCGCAAUACAACCUCACCGCCAUCCGGACGCCCGUGUACAUCUACCUCGCCAAGAACGACAUCCUGUGUCAGAAGGAGGACAUGCUCUACGUGCAGUCCCGCUUGCCAAACGUGGUGGGCGUGCACGUGGACGAGGACGACACUUUCAACCACAUAGACUUCUUCGCCUCCCCGACGGUCAGCGGCCGCAUGAACAGCCGCAUCGUCGCCGACAUGCUGCGGCACUCGGCCGAGUUCGCCGAUAAGGAUAACAAGAUCACAUCUUCAUGAGAAAAGCGCGCUGGUGCUUUCCUUCAGCCUGACCGCGUGGCCGCGGCCGCCAACAGCACCAUCCCGACGGUAGCCCAGAGCCCCGGCGUCGCCGUGACCCCCGCACUCGACGAGCGCCCCGGGUCCAGCAUCAUGGCGGUCACGUCGUCCCAGAAGGCCAUGCGGUCCUGCGCGCCGAACGUGUUCUCGACGCGCACCUCGCGGAAGUCCCUGCCGAUGUACAGGUACGGCGGUCGCUGGCGGCGACCAGGCUGCGCGACGUCGGCGCCCUCCAGGAGUGGAACACGCCUGCGAGAGCAACGAGACAUUGCCAAAGACGCUAAAACGCAACCCUAGUCCGUAAGCACGUUUUUCUACAGUCAUUGUUAAAUUAUUGUUGUGAGCGUAAUAAAAUUUGUUUUUAAAACACCGCGUGACGGUGCAGCGGUGAUGGAAUGUGAAUGAGUGUUUACGCGUGACGGUGCAGCGAUGAUGGAAGGUGAAUGAGAUAACAUUGUUUGGUUUUCAAAU
Messenger RNA from Thrips palmi, 2034 nucleotides. Its product is annotated as lipase 3-like. The record is from RefSeq and is a predicted model, not a curated record. Gene Ontology annotation, molecular function: hydrolase activity, acting on ester bonds. The transcript is spliced from 8 exons. NCBI's taxonomy places the organism in Eukaryota, Metazoa, Arthropoda, Insecta, Thysanoptera, Thripidae. The coding region runs from base 418 to 1524 and encodes 368 amino acids.